AUGACAUAUUAUGCGGGAAUAAGAGUGAUUUUGGUGCGCUGUGAAAAAUUAAAAAUGAUUUUCGUAAUUUUUAUGCUGAUAAAUACAGUAUGCGGAGAAGUUUAUUUAAACACAGUAAACCACAUGGAGUAUUAUAGGAACAGAACGCGGCCUUCGAAGGCUUUUAGUAGUUUUUCAACUAAUUAUUUCAAUCAGAACUCUAUAAAGAAUCCUGACAAGACAGAGAAGGUCCAAUGUGGGACAAGGACAGUGGAUUUUAAUCCAAGGAGGACAGGGAAGAUUGUAGGGGGCACUGAAACUCCUUACGGAGCCUUUCCUUGGCAGGUGGAGAUACAGAUGCUGAACGUGGAUAACCUAAACUUCGAGCACCACUGCGGGGGCGCUGUGAUCGCUGAACGUCUGGUGCUGUCGGCGGCCCACUGUUUUGACAAGCAACCGCUGCAACUCGACCACAUCCGGCUGGUGGUGGGCGAACACCGGCUGAAGUUCCAGGACAAGCACGAGAACCGGUUCUUGGCGGAGAAGGUGGUGCCGCACCCGGAUUUUAGGAAGAAUGGUCCCCACAGCAACGACAUAGCACUAGUGGUGGUAUCCCGAGCUGGAUCCGGGGUGCAGUUCAAUACCCACGUGCGGCCCAUAUGUCUGCCGGAGGAACGCGAUGCCAGCGCUGGGAGGUGGUGUGCUGUGAGUGGUUGGGGAUAUCAAGCAGAAAGCACAGAAUCCUUUGCACCAGUCUUGAGAGCGGCUUCAGUACCAGUGCUGGAUCUGGCCACUUGUAGGAAGAACCAAGUGCUGGGUGGAAGACAGCAAGCGAUAUUGGACUCUAUGAUCUGUGCUGGAGUCCUCUCAGGGGGUGUGGACGCUUGCCGAGGCGAUUCCGGCGGGCCUUUAGCCUGCAAGCCGUCUAACCGCUGGCAGUUACACGGCGUUGUAUCUUGGGGGUCUGGAUGUGCCCGGCGCGCGCGGCCUGGUGUUUAUACCAGGGUAGCGUCUUAUAUACGCUGGAUUAAAAGCACUGCUGCUGCUUUGGGCCAUAAGAUCGCCGCAUAGGAAUCAUUUGACCCUUGAAGAGACUUGAAGGGCAUCAUAUGGGGGCUGGAGUCGCCUA
Ostrinia furnacalis (Asian corn borer) is the source of this 1108-nucleotide messenger RNA. Its product is annotated as trypsin. Gene Ontology annotation, molecular function: serine-type endopeptidase activity. Lineage: Eukaryota; Metazoa; Arthropoda; Insecta; Lepidoptera; Crambidae. The transcript is spliced from 7 exons. The coding region runs from base 1 to 1050 and encodes 349 amino acids. Gene Ontology annotation, biological process: proteolysis. The record is from RefSeq and is a predicted model, not a curated record.